Molecule: messenger RNA, 1539 nt
Organism: Dreissena polymorpha
Lineage: Eukaryota; Metazoa; Mollusca; Bivalvia; Myida; Dreissenidae
Product: 5-demethoxyubiquinone hydroxylase, mitochondrial-like
Exons: 7
Coding region: 162-776 (204 amino acids)
Biological process (GO): determination of adult lifespan; regulation of gene expression; ubiquinone biosynthetic process
Cellular component (GO): nucleus; mitochondrial inner membrane
Molecular function (GO): 3-demethoxyubiquinol 3-hydroxylase activity
Source: RefSeq, a predicted model, not a curated record
ACGUUAGCUCCGUGACUAGCAAAUGUCUUCCCAAGAAAGACACAAAAUUUGUCAGUUUGAGAUUUAAUACAAUAACAUCAACGCCAAUAAACAGAGACGUGUAAAAUACUGUUUGAUUUUUAGAAACAGUAUAUAUUUUUCAUUUUUAUUUAUUUGCAAGAAUGGCCCUACAGGUUACAAAACGUAUAUGUUUGCGGUGUAGCAUUUGGCAUAUACUUGUGCGAAAUUACAGUCAAAGGGAAAAGGCUGAACAGACAAAAGCUUUACUUGAUAAAAUUAUAAGAAUUGACCAUGCUGGAGAGUUUGGUGCUAAAAGGAUUUAUCAAGGUCAAUUGGCCGUCCUUGGAAAUACACCUUCAGGUCCUGUAAUUCAGCAAAUGCAAGAUGAGGAGCAAAAACAUCUGUUGGAGUUUGAGAGGUUGAUGCAUCAACAUCGGGCACGCCCUACAGUUCUCAUGCCAUUAUGGGACAUUGCAGGAUUUGCUCUUGGGGCUGGAUCAGCCCUCCUGGGCAAGGAGGGGGCCAUGGCUUGCACGGUCGCUGUUGAGUCUGUCAUUGGGGAACAUUACAAUGACCAGAUCAGGGAGCUAAUGGAAGACAACCCUGAACAACACAAAGAAUUAUUAAAGACCCUAAAGGAAUUCCGUGAUGACGAAUUACAUCAUCAUGACACUGGGCUGGAGCACGAUGCAGAGAAGGCUCCAUUCUACAAAGCUCUCACGGAGGUGAUAAAGGCAGGAUGCAAAGGAGCCAUAUGGAUUUCAGAAAAAAUAUAAGAACAGACGUUAUGCUAGAGUGCUUGUUGAAAUGUCCUUCCUUGAAUAUCGAUUUGUCUGCAGUUUAUCUGCUACUGGAUUCAUUCCAUCCUGGAGUUUUAUUUGCAUAAUGUUCUUGGAACAAAUAUCCAUCUCAUUUAAAAGGCCUGUAUAAUUGGUUCAAAUGUCAUUAGCCUCUAACUAACGAAGUCUACAUGUGAAUGUAUUUUUUAUUGUUCCAGAUAAUAUAUAAACAGAUUCAAUUUAGAAUAUUGUCUGAUCGCAGGUGUAAGUUGGGAUGUUACCUUAUUCCCAACCUGGAACAGAUGAUAGUUGUGACAACUUACUGUUUCCUAAGAGUUUAUGUAAGUGUUGUUGUAUUUUAUAUUGAGAGUUGCUUUCAUUUUGCAUGGAAUAAAAGAGCAAAAAAAAAAAUAUUGUCUUGAUAGUUCUUUUUUAGUACCUACUAAUGUCUUGUUUUAAUACCUUACAACAUUGUUUUUUACUCUUAAAGUAACAAUCACUCUCAAAAAUAUCGAAUAUUUCGUUAAAUAAAGCUAACCCAUACAAAAAUCAAUGUUCCUUUUAGCAAAAUGCAAAAUUUCAACAUUAGAUGUUUGUGGUAGAAUUGAUUUAACGAGAUACAAAAUGCUCGUUUUUAUUUUUUGUGGCCACAAAUAAUUCCAUUUAUAUCUCCCGUGAAAUAUCCGAACAUUUACGGGCGAACACUAGAUUGGAUACUGUAAGCGUCGGAAGCAUGACGUAGCUCUCAUGAAUAAUCAUU